UGUGGAAUGGCUGAUGGGUUCAAACCACUGACCUUUUGGUUAGCAGCCAAGUGCUUAACCACUUUGCUGUCAGAACUCUUUCCUAAAUGGACAUAGUACCUACCGCAUGGUUAGGAUAGAAUGAGGUAAUCUGUAUAAAGUAUUUAUCUUAGUGCCUCAGGCGUAGUAGAGGCUCAAGAAAAUAGCUGUUGUUUAGGUGUUCUUGUAGCACAUGUUGAUUGAGGGCGUAUUAUGCACUGACACUGUGCUGGACGCUUGAGAUGCAAAGGUGAGCAAAUACAAAGCCCGUGCCCACAUGGAGCUUACAGUCUAGUGGGGAGGUAGGUGUUAAUCAAAAGUUAUGCAAAUAUAUCAUUGCAGACUUGGGUAACUGCUCUGAAAGCGAAUACAGGGAGAGCGGGGGUCUGGGAUGACUUCCCUGAGAAAGUGAUGUUUGAACUGAGGUCUGAAGGAGUGGGCAGGAGUUCACUAGACAAAGGGAUUGGGGGUGGAGGAUGCGGAGGAGACUGUUCCAAGCAGAGGAGAUGGAAUGCACAGUGGUCCUGAGGAAACGAAAGGAGGCUACUGGCAUGAACGUAGACACACGAGAGAAAGUGGUGAGACGUGUUGCAGGAGCAGUCGGCAGCCCAUGCAGGCCUUGGGAGCCACGCUCCCUUGGGGCCAUGUCGGAGCGAGAAGAGCGGCGGUUUGUGGAGAUCCCUCGGGAGUCGAUCCGGCUCAUGGCAGAGAGCACGGGCCUGGAGCUGAGUGACGAGGUGGCCGCCUUGCUUGCAGAGGAUGUAUGCUACCGCCUCAGAGAGGCCACACAGAAUAGCUCUCAAUUCAUGAAGCACACCAAACGGCGGAAGCUGACUGUAGAGGAUUUCAACAGGGCCCUCCGAUGGAGCAACGUGGAGGCCGUUUGUGGUUAUGGAUCCCAGGAGGCCCUGCCCCUGCGCCCCACCAGGGAGGGGGAGCUCUACUUUCCUGAAGACCGCGAGGUGAACCUGGUGGAGCUGGCCCUGGCCACCAACAUCCCCAAAGGCUGUGCUGAGACGGCUGUGAGAGUUCACGUCUCCUACCUGGAUGGCAAAGGGAACCUGGCACCUCAGGGAUCAGUGCCGAGCGCUGUGUCUUCGCUAACUGAUGACCUUCUCAAGUACUAUCAGCAAGUGACUCGGGCCGUGCUGGGGGAUGACCCGCAGCUGAUGAAGAUUGCUCUCCAGGAUCUGCAGACGAACUCCAAGAUCGCAGCGCUUCUGCCCUAUUUUGUUUAUGUGGUCAGUGGGGUGAAAUCUGUAAGCCAUGACCUGGAACAGCUGCACCGGCUGCUUCAGGUGGCACGGAGCCUGGUUCGGAAUCCACAUCUCUGCCUGGGGCCCUACGUCCGCUCCCUGGUAGGCAGUGUCCUGUACUGCGUCCUGGAACCACUGGCUGCCUCCAUCAACCCCCUGAAUGACCACUGGACGCUGCGGGACGGGGCGGCCCUCCUACUCAGCCACAUCUUCUGGACUCAUGGGGACCUUGUAAGUGGCCUCUACCAGCAGAUCCUGCUCUCCCUGCAGAAGGUCCUGGCAGACCCUGUGCGACCUCUCUGCUCUCACUAUGGGGCAGUGGUGGGGCUGCACGCCCUGGGCUGGAAGGCUGUAGAACGAGUCCUGUACCCACACCUGUCCACUUACUGGACAAACUUGCAGGCUGUGCUGGAUGAUUAUUCAGUGUCUAAUGCCCAAGUCAAAGCAGAUGGGCACAAAGUCUACGGUGCCAUUCUGGUGGCCGUGGAGCGACUGCUUAAGAUGAAGGCCCAAGCUGCAGAGUCCAGUAGAGGCGGCCCAGGGGGCAGGGGAUGCCGGCGCCCCGACGACCUGCCCUGGGACAGCCUUCUCCUGCAGGAGUCACCCCCCGGGGGUGGUACGGAGCCAGGCUUUGGGUCUGGCCUCCUGCUGCCGCCAGGGAGCGUGAGGCCGGAAGAUCCCUCCCCUUCGGUGACCCUGGCGGACAUCUACCGGGAGCUCUAUGCCUUCUUUGGUGAUAGCUUGUCCACUCGCUUCGGGACAGGCCAGCCUGCACCCACGGCCCCACGGCCGCCGGGGGACAAGAAGGAGCCAGCGGCCGCCACGGACUCGGUGCGGAAGAUGCCGCAGCUGACCGCCAGCGCCAUGGUAAGCCCACAGGGCGAUGACAGCCCCAGGGGCGCCGGUGGCGGCCCCCCGUCGGCCUCCGCGCCUGCCGCCGCCGAGAGCCGGCCGCUGCCGCGCGUGCACCGGGCGCGGGGGGCGCCUCGGCAGCAGGGCCCAGGCACCGGCACCCGCGACGUCUUCCAGAAGAGCCGCUUCGCCCCGCGCGGCGCCCCGCACUUCCGCUUCAUCAUCGCCGGGAGGCAGGCGGGGAGGCGCUGCCGCGGGCGCCAAUUCCAGACGGCCUUCCCUGCGCCGCACGGGCCCAGCCCGGCCUCCCGCUACGUGCAGAAGCUGCCUAUGAUCGGCCGCACCGGCCGGCCGGCCCGCCGCUGGGCGCUCUCCGACUACUCGCUCUAUCUACCGCUGUGAGGCGCGCCCGGA
This is a messenger RNA of Trichechus manatus latirostris (Florida manatee), 2540 nucleotides long. RefSeq names its product TATA-box binding protein associated factor 6 like (gene TAF6L). The record is from RefSeq and is a predicted model, not a curated record. The transcript is spliced from 11 exons. NCBI's taxonomy places the organism in Eukaryota, Metazoa, Chordata, Mammalia, Sirenia, Trichechidae. Bases 495 to 2528 code for a protein of 677 amino acids. Gene Ontology annotation, cellular component: transcription factor TFIID complex; SLIK (SAGA-like) complex; SAGA complex. Gene Ontology annotation, molecular function: RNA polymerase II general transcription initiation factor activity; protein heterodimerization activity; transcription coactivator activity. Gene Ontology annotation, biological process: transcription initiation at RNA polymerase II promoter; RNA polymerase II preinitiation complex assembly.